GGCGGCCCGAUAAGCCCAUUAUGACCAUCUAAGGGUUUGUAGACGCGUCUAGGGUUUUAAACGAAGCAUCUCCCUUCCGGCCUUCGCUGAGUGCCGUCCGCCGCCACCUGCAUUCGAGGUCGGAGAGUCCCAGGAAGAAGACAUCCGUUCCCAAUGGCGAGGAUUAAGGUCCACGAGCUCCGGGGGAAGUCGAGGACGGAGCUUCAUAACCAGCUCAAGGACCUCAAGAACGAGCUCAGCCUCCUCCGCGUCGCCAAGGUCACCGGCGGUGCCCCCAACAAGCUCUCCAAGAUUAAGGUGGUGAGGCUGUCGAUCGCGCGGGUGCUGACGGUCAACUCACAGAAGCAGAAGGCGGCGCUGAGGGAGGUAUACAAGAAGAAGAAGCACAUCCCGCUGGACCUCCGGCCCAAGAAGACUCGCGCCAUCCGCCGCCGCCUUACCAAGCAUCAGGAGUCCUUGAAGACAGAACGACAGAAGAAGAAAGAGAUGUACUUCCCAACUAGGAAGUAUGCAAUCAAAGCUUAGACGAAGAUAGGGUCUCUCCUAAACCAAGCUCUUCUUUUCCAGCUGUGGUUUUAUUAGUUUAUCCACUAGAGACUACAUUUUAGAGAGUUCUGAACUUGCAAACAUUUGGUUUCCAUCUGAAAUAUGAGCUAUGUUCUUGACAAGUGAAAUAUGUUAAUGUCCUGGUGCUUCAUUGUCAAUGUCAAUGUUAUGCCAGUGUGGCACUUAUAGUA
This is a messenger RNA of Musa acuminata subsp. malaccensis (wild Malaysian banana), 737 nucleotides long. Its product is annotated as large ribosomal subunit protein uL29. The record is from RefSeq and is a predicted model, not a curated record. Gene Ontology annotation, molecular function: mRNA binding; structural constituent of ribosome. Gene Ontology annotation, biological process: maturation of LSU-rRNA from tricistronic rRNA transcript (SSU-rRNA, 5.8S rRNA, LSU-rRNA); translation. Gene Ontology annotation, cellular component: ribosome; cytosolic large ribosomal subunit. NCBI's taxonomy places the organism in Eukaryota, Viridiplantae, Streptophyta, Magnoliopsida, Zingiberales, Musaceae.